Messenger RNA from Syzygium oleosum, 2118 nucleotides. RefSeq names its product probable inactive purple acid phosphatase 27. Lineage: Eukaryota; Viridiplantae; Streptophyta; Magnoliopsida; Myrtales; Myrtaceae. The transcript is spliced from 13 exons. The record is from RefSeq and is a predicted model, not a curated record. Bases 37 to 1944 code for a protein of 635 amino acids. Gene Ontology annotation, molecular function: metal ion binding; acid phosphatase activity.
CGUUUUCAUCCAUCCAAAGCAUUUUGCUUCUCCAAUAUGGAACUCCACAUUCCAACACAAGUCGCCAUCUUAUCCAUUACCAUCAUACUUUUUGCUUCAAUUUCUUCUUCUUUGUCGUCUCCUUUGUCACCAUCAAACUUGCACCCAUUGGUGGUCGACUCCAUGCUCGAGCAUCUCAACUACACCGCCAUAUCCGAGUUCCGGUUGCUGAACAGAAGGCGAAUCCUCGAGUGUCCCGACCCAAACCCGUUUCUCCAAAUCAAUGUCAGUGGCAACGCCACCAUCGGGAAUGAAGAGUACCUUACGGUUAAUGUAACUGGGGUCCUGGUUCCAUCGGAUUCCGACUGGGUCGCCAUGAUUUCUCCAUCGGGUGCCAAGGUCUCGGAUUGUCCACUGAAUAAGGCUCUGUAUGUACAGACUGGUGAUCUUAAGGAUCUUCCUCUUCUAUGCCAUUAUCCUGUCAAGGCACAAUACGUGAGCAAGGAUCCGGACUAUCUGAGCUGCAAGAAGAAGGAGUGCAAGGAGUACAAGGACGGUGAAUGUGCCGUGGCCACAUGUGGCGCCACCUUGACGUUUCACGUCGUAAACAUCAGAACCGAUAUUGAGUUUGUGCUGUUCACCGGGGGGUUUGUCACACCAUGCAUGUUAAAUAGAUCGAACUCUUUGACUUUUGCAAACCCGAACCAACCGCUCUAUGGCCAUCUCUCCAGCAUUGACUCGACCGGGACCUCGAUGAGGAUUACAUGGGUUAGUGGAGACAAGGAGCCCCAAGAGGUGCAAUAUGGAGAUGGGAAAUCACAAACUUCCGAAGUUAGUACAUUCUCCCAAGAUGAUAUGUGCAGUAAGGUGCUACCUAGUCCUGCCAAAGACUUCGGUUGGCAUGACCCCGGCUACAUUCAUUCAGCCGUGAUGACGGGACUGCAGCCUUCUACCUCUUAUUCUCACAAAUACGGAAGUGAUUCAGCUGGUUGGAGUGAACAAGUUCAGUUCAGGACACCCCCGGCAGGAGGAUCAAAUGAACUCAAAUUUCUUGCAUUUGGGGAUAUGGGAAAAGCCCCUCUGGAUGAUUCAGUCGAGCACUACAUUCAGCCAGGAUCAGUGUCGGUGGCAAAGGCAGUGUUGGAUGAUGUAGGCUCGGGCAAUGUGGAUGCCAUCUUUCAUAUUGGUGACAUAAGCUACGCCACCGGCUUCUUAGUGGAGUGGGAUUUCUUCCUCCACCUCAUCAGCCCUUUCGCUUCCCGAGUUUCCUACAUGACUGCAAUUGGGAACCAUGAAAGAGAUUAUGUGGACUCGGGAUCCGUGUAUAUAACUCCGGACUCCGGGGGGGAAUGCGGCAUUGCUUAUGAGACAUACUUCCCAAUGCCAACCCCAGCGAAGGACAAGCCAUGGUAUUCCAUAGAACAAGCCAGUGUUCAUUUUACCGUGAUUUCAACCGAACACGACUGGUCCGAGAAUUCAGAGCAGUAUCAAUGGAUGAAAGGGGACAUGGCUUCAGUCAACCGAUCUAAAACUCCUUGGUUAGUUUUCAUGGGUCACAGGCCCCUGUACACUUCUGGUACCGGAUUAGGUGCUGACCAAAGGUUUCUUGAUGCUGUAGAACCAUUGCUGUUGGAUAACAAGGUUGAUAUAGUUCUCGUCGGCCACGUUCAUAACUAUGAAAGAACAUGCUCGGUUUACCAAAAUCAGUGUAAAGCUAUGCCAAAGAAAGAUCAAAACGGGGUCGAUACUUAUGAUCACAGCAAUUAUAGCGCUCCCAUGCAAGUGGUUAUUGGUAUGGCCGGGUUCACUCUGGAUAAAUUCGAAGAUAAGCCAAGUGACUGGAGUUUGAUAAGGAUUUCUGAAUUCGGCUAUUUCAGAGGACAUGCGACUCCAGAAGAGCUACGGUUAGAGUAUGUGAAUGCCGACACAAGGAAGGUCCAAGACACCUUCCGCAUCACCCGAUAACCCGACUUUUUAAGUGAGCGGGAAGGUAUUACAGACAACAAUUAGCGGCCAUAGCUGCACAGUCGUGUGCUUCUACAUUGUUCUUUACACAGACAAACAGUAUAGAUAACCUGUGCUUCUUGAUUGUCUGGCUUGAUCGAAUGCUCUUAAUAACACAGAUUCUUGAUUUCAGUA